AUGGAGAAAGCAUAUGAUCAUGUCAAUUGGAGUUUCCUUCUUUACUUACUUGGAAGAUGUGGUUUUGGGGGGAAAUGGCAUAAAUGGGUAGAAUUUUGCAUCUCUUCAGCUCGUUUCUCUAUCUUGGUAAAUGGAUCACCAGUGGGUUUCUUCAACUCCUCUUGUGGCCUGAGACAGGGAGAUCCGCUUUCUCCUCUACUAUUCUUAUUUGUCAUGGAAGCUCUUAGCAAGAUGAUUCAGGGCCUGGUGGAUGGUGGGUUACUCCAUGGUUUUUCGGUGGGGAAUGACAAUCUCAACAUUUCUCACUUGUUGUUUGCUGAUGACACGCUUAUCUUUUGUGGUGCACACCUUGGACAAGUCCAAGCCUUGAGGGCGCUACUCCUUUGUGUUGCUGUUGUGUCAGGUUUUGAGCAUCAACCUUGCAAAGUCAGAAAUAGUGCCAGUGGGGCCUGUCCCGAUGUGGAGAUUUUAGCUACUACCUUGGGAUGCAAGAUAUCUUCGCUUCCUAUGAAGUAUCUUGGCUUACCGUUAGGUGCUUCAUUUAAAUCUGAAAGGAUUUGGAAUGAUGAAGUCGAAAGGGUGGAGUGCAGAUUGGUAGCUUGGAAGAGGCUUUACUUGUUGAAAGGCGGUGAUGGUUCGCGUGUCCCUUUUUGGGUUGAUAUAUGGUGUGGUAACUUUUGUCUACGAGAUACCUUUCCUAUCAUCUUUGCGCUUGCUAGAGUAAAGGAGGCAUCGAUUGUCGAACUUCUGGUCUUUUCAAAUGGCACCCCUCAAUGGAAUAUUGACUUCAUUACGGCAGCUCAUGAUUGGGAGUUAGAGUCUAUUACGGAGUUCUUUGCGACAUUAUAUUCCGCAAGUAUUCUAGGGGGCACUGGAGACAAGAUGCUUUGGAAUCAUUCUAAGAAAUGUAUUUUCUUUGUCAGUUCUUUUGAUCAAAUGCUCACAAACUCCGGAUUGUCUAUGUUCCUGUGGAAGAGCAUAUGGAAGACGAAAGCUCCUUCAAAAGCAACUUUCUUUGUCUGGACUACAUCUUUGGACAAGAUUCUCACUACAGAUAAUUUGAGGAAACGACGGGUUAUUGUCCUAGAUUGUUGUAUGUGUAAGAAGCAUGGGGAGUCAGUUGAUCGUUUGCUUUUACAUUGCGAGGUGGCCAAGGUUAUAUGGGAUGAUUUUUUCUCAAGAGUCGGAUUGUCUUGGGUUAUGCUUGUUGAUUGGUGGAUUUCCUUGCAAGCUGGAGAGGACUAUACGGCGAUUCUUAGGUAG
Messenger RNA from Juglans microcarpa x Juglans regia, 1263 nucleotides. RefSeq lists its product as uncharacterized. The transcript is spliced from 2 exons. The record is from RefSeq and is a predicted model, not a curated record. NCBI's taxonomy places the organism in Eukaryota, Viridiplantae, Streptophyta, Magnoliopsida, Fagales, Juglandaceae. The coding region runs from base 1 to 1263 and encodes 420 amino acids.